AUGAGUUCAGUAACUCCAAUAUUCAAAUCCGGGGAUAAAUCGGAUGUUAGAAAUUACCGACCAAUUUCAAUCCAGAACCAUAUUGCUAAACUUUUUGAACAGUUAGUCCUUAAAAGUAUUUUGCCUUCCGUUAACAUAGUGUUAAUGGAUGAGCAAUACCGUUUUAGAUCCCAGCAGUCUGCCACCUUAAAUUUAAAUACGUUUAAUAACUUCGUUUUUGAUGCAGUUGAACAAGGCUCACAGGUUGAUGUCAUUUUUACUGAUUUUACCAAAGCCUUUGACCGUGUAGACCACUCAAUUCUUAUGGAAAUUUUAUUAAAAACUGGUUUUGGUGAACCAAUACUUUCAUAA
This is a messenger RNA of Acyrthosiphon pisum (pea aphid), 351 nucleotides long. RefSeq lists its product as uncharacterized. The transcript has a single exon. Lineage: Eukaryota; Metazoa; Arthropoda; Insecta; Hemiptera; Aphididae. Bases 1 to 351 code for a protein of 116 amino acids. The record is from RefSeq and is a predicted model, not a curated record.